AUGUCUGGUGGACUAAUAUUGACAAAGACAUUAACUGAAAAUUGUGAUGUGUGCAAAAUUGCAAAUCCUGUUCACGCACGUGAAUACGUAAGCUGGCCUGAAGCUGAUCGACCUUGGGAGAGAAUACAUAACGACUUUGCUGGUCCAUUUUGUAAUUCAAUGUGGCUAAUUUGUGUCGACGCUUUCUCGCAAUUUCCGUUCGUUGUACAACUAUCUACAAAAACAACGGUUGACACCAUAUCAGCAUUGUCUUCUAUAUUUUCUCUGGAAGGUAUACCAAAAACCAUCGUAAGUGACAAUGGUCUGCAAUUUACAGCUCAAGCAUUCAAACAUUUUUGCUCAAAACUUGGCAUCAAACAUAUAACAACAGCGCCGUUUCAUCCAGCCUCAAAGGGGUUAGCCGAACGAUUCAUCAAGAAUGAGGUGUGA
Molecule: messenger RNA, 429 nt
Organism: Teleopsis dalmanni
Lineage: Eukaryota; Metazoa; Arthropoda; Insecta; Diptera; Diopsidae
Exons: 1
Coding region: 1-429 (142 amino acids)
Biological process (GO): DNA integration
Molecular function (GO): nucleic acid binding
Source: RefSeq, a predicted model, not a curated record